AUGGAAGAUUAUAUCGCUGUCUAUCAAAAAGGCGAUGUCUCGCAAUGUAAAGAUAAACGAGGCACGACUAGUACUCGAAAAUUAGAUGAUUCUGACAUUAUUACUCAUAUACAAAGCUUUCCGGCGUACCAAAGCCAUUACACAAGAAAAAGUAAUCCUAACCGGAAGUUUUUAAAUCCUGGGCUAACUAUUCGAAAGAUGUACGAUCUAUAUAAAGAAAAAUGUUUGACUGAAAUGACAGAACCUAAAAAAUUAAAAUAUUAUAAUAAAGUUUUCAACACCAAGUUUAAUCUACAUUUCAAGGCACCGCACCAGGAUACAUGUAAGACUUGCGAUAGCUUGAAUUUUAAAAUUAGAGGCACCGAUGACGAGAACGUGAAGAAAGAGUUUGAAGUUCAAAAGGAACUUCAUCAAAGAAAGGCAGAUUCGGCAAGAGAAAAUCUACAAAUUGAUGCUAAAAAGAUUAAUGACGCAUAUGUACUAACCUUUGAUUUGCAGAAAGCUUUAGCUUUCCCAAAAUUAACUACUUCGGUAGCAUACUAUAAAAGGAAUCUGUAUUUGUAUAAUUUGGGAAUACAUUGUUUUAAUAACAACACGGGGUACAUGAACGUCUGGAAUGAGAUAGAAGGAGGUCGAGGGUCUCAAGACAUUGCAGUCUGUCUCGUGAAACAUUUAAAAACUCACGCGGUAACACAAAAUCACGUCAUCAUGUAUUCCGAUUCUUGCACUGGACAAAAUCGAAACAUUAAGACUACCCUUUCCCUUUUAAAGCUCGUACAAGACCCGGAUACUAGUAUAACCACCAUAGACCACAAGUUUUUAGUGUCCGGGCAUUCUUAUUUGCCUAAUGAUGGGGAAUUUGGGAUAAUUGAGAGCGCAAGUCGCCGUCAUGAACAAAUUUAUAGCCCGGAUCAAUGGAUUGAGAUCAUGAAAACAGCCAAACGCAAAGAACCACAUUUUGUAGUAACCGAAAUAAAAAAUUCCGAAUUUAAAAGCACUGCGGCAUUAGAAAAAUGUAUUACCAACAGAAAAAAAACAACCUGUGGUUACGACUUCAACUGGCUGAAUAUUAGAUGGCUGAGGUUUGAGAGGAAUCAUCCUUUACAAUUUCAAUUUAAAGAAACGCUCAACGCUGACAUGCCCUUCUACAAAGUAGAUCUAUCAAAAAAGCAACAAGGACGACCAGCUUACUUGUACAAUAUUCAACAAGGCCCACUCUAUCCUUCAGGAAGACCAGUCACUAUUGCUAAGAAGAAGGAUAUGCUUGAUCUUCUCCCAUACAUUCCACCAAUUUACCAUAAAUUUUACAAAAAUCUUACUGUAGACAUUCCAACACGGUCAAGCAUUCUUAAUGCUGAUGAACGUUCGUCUGAUGACGAAAUAACCUACGAUUAA
Parnassius apollo (apollo) is the source of this 1395-nucleotide messenger RNA. Lineage: Eukaryota; Metazoa; Arthropoda; Insecta; Lepidoptera; Papilionidae. The record is from the annotation of a GenBank genome assembly.